Molecule: messenger RNA, 1340 nt
Organism: Theobroma cacao (cacao)
Lineage: Eukaryota; Viridiplantae; Streptophyta; Magnoliopsida; Malvales; Malvaceae
Product: kihadalactone A synthase LFS-like
Source: RefSeq, a predicted model, not a curated record
GUCUUUUUUUUCUUUUCCAAUGUUUCCAAUCGUUACUCUCCAGUUUUUGCUACAAUCUCAAGAAUCCCGAAGAUUUGCAUUCUAUAUGAACAGCUCCAAAACUUCGUACCCAAUGCAGCGGAAACCAGGAAAAAAAAAUGUCUGAAGCUCUUCAACUCCCCAUUGUUGACUUGUCCGCACCAGAUUGCAUCUCAACUGCCAACGCUAUCCGUCAGGCUUGCAUGGACCAUGGUUUCUUCUACCUUGUGAAUCAUGGGGUGGAGGAAGAAUUGCUUAAGGAAGUUUUUGAGCAGAGUAGCAAGUUUUUUUCACUCCCAGUUGAAGAGAAGAUGAAAUUGGCUAAAAAGAAUCACAGAGGUUACACAGCGCCCUAUGCUGAAAAACUCGAUACUUCUUUAAAUACCAAAGGUGACAGCAAAGAAAGUUUCUAUAUUGGUCCCUUAGCUGAUAACCUCAACCAGUGGCCUUUAGAAGAAGAUCUGCCAUCUUGGAGAAGCACAAUGGAGACUUACCAUAAGAAAGUGCUGUGUGCUGGGACUAGAUUAAUUUCUUUAAUUGCGCUGGCUUUGAAAUUGGAUGAGGAUUUCUUUGAAAAGGUGGGAGCACUGAAUGAACCAUUGGCAUUUUCUCGCAUGUUACACUAUCCAGGGGACUUGGACUCCUAUAGUGAAGAAAUAUAUGGUGCUUCUGCUCAUUCAGAUUAUGGAAUGAUCACUCUUCUGGUGACUGAUGGUGUUCCAGGGCUUCAGGUUUGCAGGGAGAAAUCCAAGAAACCACAAGUUUGGGAGGACGUGCCAAGCAUGAAUGGGGCAUUCAUUGUUAACAUUGGGGACAUGAUGGAGAGGUGGACCAAUUGUUUGUUCCGGUCAACACUGCACAGAGUGCUGCCACCUGGACAAGAACGCUACUCUGUGGCAUUCUUCAUAAAUCCCAACAAAGACUGUAUCGUUGAAUGCUUGGAAAGCUGUUGUAGCGAGUCUUGUCCCCCAAGAUUUCUACCCAUCCGUUGCUUAGACUACCUGGAAGAGCGCCUUAGACUUACAUAUGGCUCCUAGUUAAAAGCCAAGCGCCGUUUUCACAGAUUGCAUGCUACAUCUAGUUGUGUCAAGCUCUCUGGUUAUAAAGAAAUUGCAAACAUUGCAGUAUCAAUACUUUCACAGCUACAGAGGAGCAGCCCUCAGUAAUAAUGAUACUGUAAUAAUCAGACCAAUGACAAUAAAAAUGGAAGAAACAGAAAAAGACUAUCUAAUUUGCUUGUUCUAUGUAUUCUUCGCUACCAAAAUUCAUUGCUAUUAUCUUUUAGUUCCUUAUAAAAUGGAUAGAGAGAGAUUUGAUUCUAA